Alternaria postmessia is the source of this 324-nucleotide messenger RNA. RefSeq lists its product as uncharacterized. The record is from RefSeq and is a predicted model, not a curated record. NCBI's taxonomy places the organism in Eukaryota, Fungi, Ascomycota, Dothideomycetes, Pleosporales, Pleosporaceae. Bases 1 to 324 code for a protein of 107 amino acids. The transcript has 3 exons.
AUGGCCACCACACUCCAAGAACAGCCUGUGCAGACAGUCGAGGACGAAUACACGAGUGCAGCGUCGGAAGACGAUAUUCCUGAGACCAAAGCCUCAGUUACUGUGAAUCCGAAUCCUGCUGCUUCAACCGCGCGCUUCAGCAAGAAUCAAGUCGUGCAGAAGCCAGUAUUUGCAAAUGGUGAACGAACAAAGGGUGUCUUCACCGUUUAUGCUAGCAGGUACAACUCUGCCAAGGGAUAUUACGAGUACCAGCUACGAGACUUCUACACCACGCAGAUGACAAGUGGCUGGACACGCGAAAAGGAGUUGAAGCCCGGCAGCUGA